This is a messenger RNA of Daphnia carinata, 1850 nucleotides long. RefSeq names its product QRFP-like peptide receptor. Gene Ontology annotation, cellular component: membrane. Gene Ontology annotation, biological process: G protein-coupled receptor signaling pathway. Gene Ontology annotation, molecular function: G protein-coupled receptor activity. The coding region runs from base 21 to 1613 and encodes 530 amino acids. The record is from RefSeq and is a predicted model, not a curated record. The transcript has 11 exons. NCBI's taxonomy places the organism in Eukaryota, Metazoa, Arthropoda, Branchiopoda, Diplostraca, Daphniidae.
GUGAAAAAGUCUGUUUCAAAAUGAGUGUUUCAAUUUUUGGAACAAUGACUUCCGAGGUAGAUGCAGAACACUUGAGCUCGGAUGCGCUAUUCUAUCCGUCUUGUGAAAAUGCAACAACUGUUACCGACAUCUCGCAAUUCAAUUUCAGCGAAUUUGACUAUCCAGGCGGGGGCGGCCCUUGGCCUCCACCCCUUGACUUUAUUUCCGCUAUGAAAAUCACCUUUUGUGUAAUCAACAUGAUCGUAUCUAUUCUUGGAAACUGUGCCGUCAUCAUUGCUGUCUAUCACAACCCGGCGCUCAGAUCGACCAUCAAUUUUUAUCUGGUCAACUUGGCGGUGGCUGACGUCUUGAUCGCCCUGUGCUGCAUGUGGCCGCAUCUGGUCAACGAUUUGACGAAACCAGCGUUCAUUUUGGGGGCGUUCAUGUGCAAAUUCAACGCAUUUGCUCAAAUGACGUGUCUGACAUCGAGCGUGCUUACACUCACUGCCAUUUCUUGCGACCGCUUCAUGGCCGUCAUGUAUCCUCUCCGAGUGCGUAUCACACAGUGUCGAGCGCGGGCCGUCAUCAUAUCCAUUUGGAUCAUCUCCAUCACUGUGGCGCUUCCCUUUGCCGUCUACCGGAAACUCUUCGAAAUUCAAUGGAGAAAUGCAUUGGAGGUAACGUGCCAGGAGACAUGGCCAAGUGUAUUACUAUACGAUCCGAAAUCUUCAUCGUGCAUUUCACGUGUCUGGCCUAAAACAGUCUACUAUUCAUUGGUGUCUGCCGUGUUAUUCUUCCUACCGAUUGUGGUUAUGUCCAUCGCAUACACACUGAUUAUCGGCCGUCUCUGGGGUUCCAAACCACCGGGAGAGAAGAUGGAUGCAGCACUUAGCAAUCAAGCCCGAGCAAAGAGAAAAAAGUUUCUGCUUUAUCAGGUUGUGAAGAUGGUGUGCGUUAUCAUGCUGGUCUUCAUCAUAUGCUGGGCACCCCUACAGGUCCUUAUCCUCUUCGCUCAAUUCAGCCACAAUUCGCAGGAAUUUGGCGAGUUACCUGAGUGGUACGACCAAGUCAUGUUUUUGGUAUAUUCCAUCGCUUAUACCAACUCAACUUUAAAUCCCUUACUUUAUGGUGGUCUCAAUCAAACCUACAGAAAGACGCUUAUUCGUGUCUUAUUCCGCAAAUGUUGCAAGUGGCGAACAAACCGGAGCUCCGCCAUUUCUAUGCAAGGUUCGAUUCAGAUGGCAGAAUUUCGCACAUUUCCACGUGCUGGUGUUUGCAAUAAUCAUCUGAGCAAUACGACACAUUCGACCCGAUUCGCCGUUCGCCGAGGAGCAAAUAACCUCAACCAGCAGACGGAUGCAAUCAGCGUCCAGCAACACAAUCGGCUAAGCGUUCGCAUUUCAACUACCGUGGCAACAUCGUCUCUUAGGUGCCACUUGCCAGCGACGUCGGCCGUAGCCAUUCAUCCACCGCCCGCAACAUCUGCGACUGUUCAGAUGGAAUAUCAGACGGCUCAUCCGGCCGAUUCAACCAUUGCUUGUGAAACACCUGAUCGUGAAAUGAGAUUCUCCGUCUCCAGAGCCAACCGUUCGCGAACGGCCAGUCAUCGUCGCAGGCAGGAAUUGCUCGGUUAGCGUGUCGGCUGAAAGGAACGUCUCCUUAUUUAUGUGCCCACCCAAAUAAAAAAGAAUUAAGCGCAGCAGGAAUUGAUGCUAGUGCGCAUUGAAUACUCGGAUUCUAGCGUGGAAUUCUUCAGGUGUUCCUGCAUCCUUUUCAACAUCCCAUAAUAAUAAUAAUCAUAAAAUAAAACUUCUAUAUCCUUUGCAUCCCAAUGCCGUGCUGUGUAAAGGCUGGUGCUGAAUACACGCCGG